AUGCACCUGCCGCUGCGACCGAACUUGACCGUUUCAAUCGCCGCGAACGGCAAAAACGUGCCGAUGCCGCGCUACCUCAAGUUUUGCCAAGACUACAACGAGGAGGCGUGCUGUAUUCCGGGCCACGACCUCGAGAACCAGGUGCAGUUUGAGAACUUGAUCGACGGCCUCGGGCCCGGGUGCAAGAAUCCAAUGAUGUACCCCGCAAUCCGCUACUUUUACUGCCUCGGGUACACCCGGGAUAAGGGCGACGGCUCCGACACCCAGGUGAUCAGCAUCUGCCAGGAUUUCGUCGAGCAGGCCCUCUGGCACAACGAGACGCGGCGGCAGUACGAGGAGUGCGGCGUCAUGAAGUACAACGAGUGUCCCGAGUCGAUGUCCGACUUUGACCCGUACCAGUGCGGCGACGACCUCGUCAUACCCACCAUCUUUUGGAGCUCGGCGACCGAGUUUAUGAACUACAUGAGCCCGCCGGGCCUAUACGACUUUGAGUUUGAGGUGGUUCCCGAUGCGGAUGCGGUCGACGAGUCUGGGGAGCCCACCUGCUGGAAGCCGCGUCAGUCCGAGUGCCUGCAGCCUGGCGAGCAGCGCGGGCCGGCCAGCGCCAAGCGCGGCGCUGAGGUCGCUCAGCGUCGUCGCCGCGGCGGCGAGCUUUGGCUGCACCGCAGCCACGCCAGCCUCCUGGAGAAGGGCGUCAAGCGGGUCGUCACCACCUGCGGCCUGACUCCUUCGAGCAGCAGCAGCGGGAUCGCGGCGCUCGCACAGGUGGGGCCGGAUGCUCCCAUCUGUGAUGACGAACAUCCAAACAUCCUGCGGCUCCCACUGCGCCUCGUCGUAGGCUUCUUGCGGCAGCCAGUGGUCAUCUGGCAGAUUCGGCUGCCGCCUGUGCUGUGCGAAGCCGCGGAGCAACGAAGCGACGAGUGCCUCGCGGUGCGUUGGAGCCUGUCGAGGGUGUUGUGGAAGCGCUACAACGCCGCGCAGUGA
This is a messenger RNA of Emiliania huxleyi CCMP1516, 984 nucleotides long. RefSeq lists its product as hypothetical. NCBI's taxonomy places the organism in Eukaryota, Haptophyta, Isochrysidales, Noelaerhabdaceae. Bases 1 to 984 code for a protein of 327 amino acids. The record is from RefSeq and is a predicted model, not a curated record. The transcript has 6 exons.